AUGCCUGAAGACUGGAGGAUAGCCAGUGCCACUCCAGUCUUUAAAAAGGGCAAGAAGGCAGAUCUGGGAGACUACAGUUGGGUGACGGCGGACCACCAGUACUACCUGUCCCUGUGGGAGUCCUGCCGCAAGCCCGGCAACUUGGAGAGCUGGCUCUGCGAGUCCACGCUGCACAGCGACUGGCAGAUAGCUACUCUUGCUCUGCUGUUGGGUGGUGCUGCCAUCAUUCUCAUAGCUUUCCUGGUUGGCCUGAUCUCUAUCUGUGUGGGAUCUCGGAGACGAUUCUACAGACCAGUUGCAGUCAUGCUCUUUGCUGCAGUUGUUCUUCAGGUGUGCAGCUUAGUCCUCUACCCAAUCAAGUUCAUCGAAACAGUCAGCUUGAAAAUAUACCAUGAGUUCAACUGGGGCUAUGGCCUGGCUUGGGGUGCAACUAUAUUUUCAUUUGGGGGUGCCAUUCUUUAUUGUCUGAACCCUAAGAACUAUGAAGACUAUUACUAGAAUCAUUUAAUGAAAAGAAAAAUACCAGAAGGAUUACCCCCAUCUUUUCUAACUCACUGUUUUUUUAGAACACUUGUGGAGCACCAGUCUGCUCUGUUGAUAAAAUAGCCUUUGCCUUUUGGGUGUGAACACUGUAACCAGCUUUUACAACCAUUUAGAAGAACUGCAAACACUAGGAUUGCUGAUCUUACGUAGGCAGAUGCUGCAAGCUGCUGAUACAUAAGCUUUGUUUUUCCUGACAACAAGCGAAGGAUCUACAUGACAGCGAUCAUUGUGAGAAAUGUAGUUGGAAUGUGAAUGCAAGGCCAGCAUCUGCUUUUGCCUUCAGGGGUGCAGCUGGUGUAGGCUCCAUUUAGAAGUUUCCCUGUAUCAUAGAGGAUUCAAAUGUCUGAUAAGCAGGCAAUGGCAUCUUGUACAAUAGGCUGUGUUGGCCUCUUGUUGCUUGCUCGGAAAAGCUCUUAAGGAAUUAGUUGCGAGUGACUGUGUCGAGGGCAGUGAAUGUAACUGGUUAAUGGCUUGUCUAAUAUCUGCAUUCAGCAGUCUUCUGGGAGAAGUAAAACAACUACACAGACAGAGGAUUUCAGGAAUUGACAUCACCGUGCCAGCUGUAGCAGAUUGUUGAAGGAAGUCCAAACCCGGAGACAUGUGCUUCUGACUGUGUGGUUGGAAGUUGUCUCAAUUCUUGAGUGUUUUUUUUUUUGGGGGGGGAGGGGGAAGAUAAGGAGGAGAACAAAAAGACCUUAUAUGUCCCUAAGACAUCUGAAAUGCAUGAAUGAAUUGCAGUUUUCCUAAGUACUCAUUUAACUUUUGAACAGCAUUAUGAAAAAAUGCAUAUGGAACAAGUUUGAUUAUAUUUUUGGAAGGUAUUAGUAUAAGUGAGUAUGUGUAAUACAUAUAUAAAUGCAGAGGAAGAAAGAGAAUUAUCUUUAAAUUGUAAUAGGAGCUGUGGUGCAGUGGUUAAAAUACUGACGUUGUACACAUUAUUGGGGGUCUUAGACCAGUACCCACGGUCAUGAUUGGUGUUACAAAAUAAACCUAAAAUGAUUUGUCUUCUGUAUAUGUCCUUGUACAGACUCUGUUGUGGGAAAUGCAUAGAAGUUCACAUCAAUCUAAGGUAGAAGUGGAUGAAAUAACUACUUUCUAUUCCAUAUGUAAUUCUGUACUUAAUAAAAAUUGUACAAAAAAAAAAAAAGGUGUUACAGGGAAGAAAAACUACCAUUUAAAAAAAAAAUCUAGUUAGAUUGCAAGUGUUUCUGAUAAUCAAGAAUAUAGCCAAGGCCCAAUCACUUCCAUAUUAAAAUAUUAGCACUGCAGGAGCUAAUCUCAUGUUUUUAAAGGCUGGGUUUCUAAUAGACUGGCUGAUGAUUGUGUAUCUAAUUACCCUUGCUUGGUAUGCUUCCCACUUAAACAUCCAGAGACUGUACCCACCAAAUGGAACCCAAGUUAAAAUAGAGAGAACUUCUAUGUGAAUUUAAUCCGCAUCACUUUUAUUUUUGUUUACAAUUUCCUUCUUUUCAUAUCUUCAAUUAAUUAUGAACAUAUUUUUAUACAAUUCUAAUCUUUAGAAAUGACUAUUUUUUAAUGGAGAAAUUUAAAGUAUAUUCUAUGUGGGCCUCUGCACAAGCAGAUAUGCUGCUGUUGCUUGUCCACCUCUGCACAAACGGUUUUGCUGGCUCCAGGGAAAAGGCUGCCGAUUGCCUCAAUGUUAAAAAUGCGUUUGCGGUGUUAAUGUUUGUGCCACAGUGCCCAGAGAGCAGGGGAUCUGUAGGGACCGUGCUACCCCAGGACUGCCUCUCGGAAGCUGUUCUCAAAGUGCUGCUGCCGUGUGGAGGUGAUUUUUAAGACGCGGUGCCUCUUGGGAGUUAAGUCUUUACUAUCGCAGCAGAAUAUUCUGUAUCAGCACUCCUUCCUGAACCAGUAGUGAGUAAUUAGAUUAGGCAGAGCAAAACGAUAGCUGCAUUUAGGAGGGAUUGUAUGGCAGUGCCUAAGGAGGAAAAAAAAAGAUGGGAGGGAAAAAUAUGUCCACUUAUUUUGCAGGCACCAGAGAGUAUUCGUAACUCUGCUCUUCCUGAGACUGACUUAAGGCAGAUAAUCAGUAUACAGUAAACUCUAUAUCUUUCUGAACAGCUGUGUAGUUCUGCUGUUACUUAGCAGCACAAAGAAUAUUGUAGAUUGGCGUGGGAGUUAGGCUGACGUAGAGAAGCCCACUGUGAGAAGAUCGCUGUACCUUUCUAGGAGGGCAGGGUUUUGGUGCCAGCGUAGCACAGCACUAUGCCUAUGCUGGCAGGAAGUUACUAUGCUGAACCCGUAUCACAUCUUCUAAUUUACCAGAUAAUUUUUUUAAUAUAGAAUUUGAAUGAAAUCAAACAUCAGCCUUAAGGCACACACAGGUUAAUCGCUAACACUCCUAAAGUCACACAGCUCUUAAUUUGAAUGAUGUUCAGGCAAAA
This is a messenger RNA of Meleagris gallopavo (turkey), 2948 nucleotides long. RefSeq names its product transmembrane protein 47 (gene TMEM47). Gene Ontology annotation, biological process: cell-cell adhesion. NCBI's taxonomy places the organism in Eukaryota, Metazoa, Chordata, Aves, Galliformes, Phasianidae. Gene Ontology annotation, cellular component: cell-cell junction; membrane. The record is from RefSeq and is a predicted model, not a curated record.